Messenger RNA from Neurospora tetrasperma FGSC 2508, 251 nucleotides. RefSeq lists its product as uncharacterized. The coding region runs from base 75 to 245 and encodes 56 amino acids. NCBI's taxonomy places the organism in Eukaryota, Fungi, Ascomycota, Sordariomycetes, Sordariales, Sordariaceae. The transcript has a single exon. The record is from RefSeq and is a predicted model, not a curated record.
GCGCUUGAUCAUCGAUCCAUCUUGAUGAUCCGUCCCAUGUUGCGGCGACCGUUAAAUCGGGGCAGUGAGAAGAGAUGUGGCUGAACAUUUCAUCAGCCCCAUUGGCAUGCGAUAUGCAGUGGCUUUCUGAACCCCGCCGUCUCAGUCCCUGCAGGUCGGAAGUUCCUGCCUGCCGGCACACAUUGCGCCAGACAGAAGCCGCUGCCAAAAACGCUUGCCAGCUGCCCACGCGGUUGCUAUGGUGACUUUGC